AUUUCCCACUUCAUACUAGUGAAUUUGUGACUCUGUUGCUUUUAUAGUCAUGAGGGGCAGAAAAAUCAGCAGGCUUUGGCAUUCACUGUAAUUUCCCUGUUAUUUUUGAAAUCCAAACCUUGUCUACAUUAUCCACCCUUUCCUUUAUUUGCCAGUCCACAUGAUCUGGCUUUAUCAGAAUUGCUUAUAAUACUGUUUCUUUAAGAAUAAGAGGCACAGCUUCCACUCUGACUUAAAGAGAUAAGACCUGUAUAAAUAUGGGUGUUUUAUUUCAGCUGAUUUCACAACCAGAGGCAGCACACAAUGUGAUAAUACCCCUCCUACAGUGAGCGGGAGGGGCUCAUAGAGGGUUGAAAGAGGCAGAUGGGACAGAAGAAAAAGGAGCAAACGGGGAAGAGAAGUGGGAGUAAACACACAGAGCUUAGGCAUGGCUACAUGGAUUCUCGUUGCCCUUCUCGCCAUUGGUGUGUCGUUCCUGUUAUUGAGAGCUUGUGGGUCCAGGACAAGACGAGUGAAAGAACCUCCACUGGUGAAAGGUUGGCCUUUUUUUGGUGUAAUUCUGGAUUAUGGUAAAAACCCACUGGGCUUCCUGCAAGCAGCUCAACAAAAGUAUGGAGACAUCUUUACAUGCCAGCUUGCAGGGAAGUACUUCACCUUCGUCACAGAUCCUUUCUCCUUCUCUGUGGUGAUGCGCCAGGGGAAAAACCUCGACUUUCACAAAUUCGCCAUGGCUUUCUCUCAGCGGGUGUUUGGUCAUGCUGAUUUUACAUCUCCACUGUUCAGCGAAAGCUACCGAGAAGUGCACUCACUCUUCAGGCAAACAUUACAAGGUCCAUCUCUUCAGCAACUUAGCCAGAACAUGCUUGGUAAUCUGCAGACUGCUUUCCAGCACUGCCUGCCAAGUGAGAAUGACUGGAAAGAAGAGGGUUUACAGUGCUUCACCACGCACAUCAUGUUUGAGGCUGGAUUCAUCACACUUUUUGGUAAGAAGCCAGGGUUUCUUCAAGCAGAAGGAAUGGGAGCUAUUGGAACAUGCAUGCAGAAGGUGAAGCAGGAUUUCUUGGCAUUCGAUGGGGCUUUUCCUGCACUGGCGGCUGGUGUGCCUAUCACACUGUGCAGGCGUGCAUGGAGAGCGAGAGAAGCAUUAGCUAAGGGAUUCCUGCACAGGGAGCUUCACUGCAGGAUGUGCAUCUCUGAUCUGAUUCAGCGCAGGAUGGACGCCUUCAGUCGCAUGCACUUGGAUGAGACCGGGAUAGCACGCACACACGUAUGCAUGCUCUGGGCUUCACAGGCCAACACAUUGCCUGCUGCAUUUUGGAGUCUCUACUUUACACUGAGAAAUCCAGAAGCUUUUGUUGCGGCUCGUAAAGAAGUUGACCUGAUCUUGACACAAUUGCCAAAUGACAAGCCAAUCAACCUGUCCAAAGACCAGCUGGAAUCCAUGACUGUGCUUGAGAGUAUUAUCAAGGAAGCUCUACGCCUAUCAAGUGCUUCCAUUAUGAUUCGAGUUGCAAGUGAUGACUUCAUUCUGAGACUGGACUCUGGUCAAGAGGCAGCUAUUAGGAAAGGAGAUUACAUUGCUCUGUACCCCCGAUUAAUACACCUAGACCCUGACAUCUAUCCAAACCCAUUGGAGUUCAAGUAUGACCGAUUCUUGGAUGAAGAAGGUCAAAGGCAGAGCCAGUUCUUCAAAAAUGGCCGACAGAUGAAGCACUACCUUGUGCCAUUUGGUUCUGGUGCCAGUGAGUGUCCGGGUCGUUUCUUCGCGAUGAAUGAGAUAAAGCUAUUUCUCAUGCUGGCACUCUGGCACUAUGACUUACAACUCAGUGAGCCUCAUGUCACACUGCCACCAGACCGCACCCGUGCCGGACUUGGCAUUCUGCCACCUUCUCAAGAUGUACUGCUUCGAUACAGAGCAAGAGCAGAUAGGUUUACAGAGAGAUCCCAGGAGUAAAAUGUUAAAUAAUGACUUGUAUAUGUCUGUAGAAAAAAAAACAUGCAAUAUCUUAAACCAAAACAAUGUGAAAGAAACCUAAAAGAGCAUUCAUUCAGAUUUCUUGAUUUACACUUAGUGGCUUCUUUAUUAGGUACACCUACUCUAAGGCUAUGUAUAAGAAGCUGGCAGAACUUUUACUAUUGCUUUUAUUCUCUACUUAAGCACACUGGGUUUGAAAUGAAAUAAAUGAACAAUGGCUUUUGAGGUUAAAAUAAAGAAUAUUAUGUUUAUUUUUAAAGGAACAGUCCACCGUACUUCCAU
Molecule: messenger RNA, 2257 nt
Organism: Neoarius graeffei (lesser salmon catfish)
Lineage: Eukaryota; Metazoa; Chordata; Actinopteri; Siluriformes; Ariidae
Product: cytochrome P450 7A1
Exons: 6
Coding region: 428-1954 (508 amino acids)
Biological process (GO): cholesterol homeostasis; bile acid biosynthetic process
Molecular function (GO): heme binding; iron ion binding; oxidoreductase activity, acting on paired donors, with incorporation or reduction of molecular oxygen
Source: RefSeq, a predicted model, not a curated record